AUGGAUGUAGCUCAGCAGAAGGGUGAUCUGUCCAAGCGAGAGGAGCCCGGGAGAGAAAAAAAGAGGAAUAACCCCGGAGAGAUGUCGUGUCUACGCAGCAGCUGUCCCACGUCUCCCAAAGGGACCAGCGCGCACCCACGUCUCGCGUUCAGUGAUGAAGAGGAGGAGGAGGUGGAUUAUAAAGGGUGGUGUCCAGUUUCAGCCGAUGCGUCUCUUGCUCACGGGCUCCUCUCGCUUGGACAGAUCACCCCUCUGCUGAGCUACAUCCAUUUGGGGGGCAUCGGGGUGGGAUUUCUUUUUCUUUUUAGGGUGCGAGGGAGGGAGGUGGGGAGGUGA
Molecule: messenger RNA, 336 nt
Organism: Knipowitschia caucasica
Lineage: Eukaryota; Metazoa; Chordata; Actinopteri; Gobiiformes; Gobiidae
Source: the annotation of a GenBank genome assembly